Anastrepha obliqua is the source of this 2016-nucleotide messenger RNA. It is a transcript of the gene Flad1, whose product is annotated as FAD synthase. The transcript is spliced from 4 exons. Bases 415 to 1353 code for a protein of 312 amino acids. Gene Ontology annotation, biological process: FAD biosynthetic process. NCBI's taxonomy places the organism in Eukaryota, Metazoa, Arthropoda, Insecta, Diptera, Tephritidae. The record is from RefSeq and is a predicted model, not a curated record. Gene Ontology annotation, molecular function: FMN adenylyltransferase activity.
GAUGUUUCUUGUGUCAACACGUCAAUCAAAAAAGAAAAAAAUUGCCUUCAAAUGUGGUUAACAUUUUUUUGAUUUGCUGGUAAUUUUGUUGGUUUCUGCUUUUACCUGAUGCUAUCUGACCAUAUCGAAUAAAGUCGAUUAAAUGCAUUGAUUAAAAUCAAGUAAGGGCAUGCUGCUUUACGGUUCAUUAAUUCGCGGUGAAACAUGAAUAAAAAAAUGAAUUAGAAAGUGAUGGAAUCGAAAAGCAAACGUAUUCAUUAAAGCCGAGUUACCGAGUCUUAAGCCAAAGCAUUUGUGAUAGCUAAAACGGAGAAAUUGGGAAUCAGUUGUGAUAUAAAUAAUAAAAAAAAAUUAAACAAAAUAUCAAAAUUUUAUAUAAUACUUGCGAUAUAGAUAACAUAUUAGUUCGAUAAAAUGACGAAUAUCGGAAAUUUGUUACACUGUGUGUCCAAGCAAAUUCAACGCUCGGAUCGUGACGCUGCCAUAAGUUCCUUUUUAGCUACAACUACGGAGACAGAAAAUAUCAAACCUGACCACUGUGCUAUUAAGCGUGUUGAGAAAUUGGAGAAGGAGACAUAUGCGCUCUUCGCGCAAGUUUUGCACCUGUAUCGAGCCGAGCAAUUGAUGUUAUCGUUUAAUGGUGGCAAGGAUUGCACUGUUCUACUGGACUUAAUUCAUGCCUACUUUAAGCGCAACAAAUGCAUUAGUCAUAUACGUUUGCCGGUAUUGUAUAUUGAAACGGAUGAUGGCUUUGAGGAAGUCGAAGCGGUGGUACUCGAUUGUGAACGACGGUAUAAUAUAAAUCUGGUGAGGCGCAAAGGUUGCAUAAAAGAAGUGCUGGCGCAGAUACUCGAGGAAAUGCCCGAAAUACGUGCUGUAUUCAUGGGCUCUAGACGAACGGAUCCCUAUUGCGAGAAUCUCAAUAUUAUGCAGGUAACUGAUCCGGGUUGGCCAAAGUUGAUGCGCAUUAACCCGCUCAUCGAUUGGAGCUAUAAUGAUAUUUGGUAUUAUACAUUUGUGCGAGACGUACCAUACUGCCGGCUAUAUGAAAAGGGUUACACAUCUUUGGGCCAAAAGAAUAACACAACACCAAAUCCACAUUUGCGCAUGUUCGAUCCGAUUACAAGAGCUGUUACGUAUAAGCAUGCAGCUGAACUGGGAGAUGCCAAGUAUGAACGCGCUGGUCGCAAUCGAAAUGAUUAUGUGGAAACUUGCGUGACGGAAGAGAGGGAGCAAGAGCAGUACGACGUGAGUGAAGUAGAAGCAGAACCAGCAAGCGACAAGCGAGCAAGUGACAAACCAGUAGCAAAAGAAAAGUCGGGAAAAAAAUCGAAGAAAACAAAAAAGCAUUGAGGUUGUCAAAAAUAGUAAUUAGAAACGUUAUAAAUAUAAAUUUUACUGCAGUGUGGACAAGGCGCAUUCAUUAAAGGUGGUGGUACAGGACCGACAAAAAUAUUUUGUUUGUUUGAUUGUCAAGGAAAAGUAUUGGCAAUGUAGAAAACAAAGAAUGAGCUCGCCUUGUUUCAUUCUGGGCUGACAGCCACAUGGACACGGCGAAAGAAAAAAAAACAAAUCAGCUGAUUUACCGAUACCACCUUUAAUAGAUUCGCCUUGAGUGUGGAAAAUUAAAAAAAGUAGACUUUUACAAAAAUAAAAAAAGACAAAGAUUUUGUACGAAAAUUAAUGCAGAAUCAAAUGAGCUGCCUGUAAAUAGUAAAGGAAAACUAUGCUAGCUUUUAAGCUAUUGAUAUUCAAUUGUAAUAAAAAUUAAUAUAGCUUUUUGUUAAUUAUCGAGUGCAAUGCACUUCGAAGCAUGCGCGCUGAUAAGCAGCGUUAAAAUUGUUACACAUUUUACAGUGUAUGUACUUAAAUGCACAUUUAUGAAUGCCCUUUAUAAAUUCUUCCCAAGUAUAUAUAUAUUUAUAUAAGCGCGAAAUAUUCUUCGAAGAACUGCUUUGUAUGUAAAUAAAUUUAAAUUUAAUGAAUCUGGUGCUAAAAAAUUACAAAUAAAUUAAA